Messenger RNA from Sciurus carolinensis (gray squirrel), 1535 nucleotides. It is a transcript of the gene Otud6b, whose product is annotated as OTU deubiquitinase 6B. The transcript is spliced from 7 exons. NCBI's taxonomy places the organism in Eukaryota, Metazoa, Chordata, Mammalia, Rodentia, Sciuridae. Gene Ontology annotation, biological process: protein deubiquitination. Gene Ontology annotation, molecular function: cysteine-type deubiquitinase activity. The coding region runs from base 89 to 970 and encodes 293 amino acids. The record is from RefSeq and is a predicted model, not a curated record.
ACCCUGGGUGAGGGUUGAGAGGUGGAAGGUGUCUCCUAGCUCGUGGUGCUCGUUUUCUCCAGCGCGUGUGCCCGGCGACCCGGUCGUCAUGGAGUCAGACUUGACCGAAGAGCUGGAUGAGGAGGAACAGCUGGUGAGAAGGCAUCGCAAAGAGAAGAAGGAAUUGCAAGCCAAAAUUCAGGGCAUGAAGAAUGCUGUUCCCAAGAAUGACAAAAAAAGGAGGAAGCAACUCACUGAAGACGUUGCUAAGUUGGAAAAAGAAAUGGAGCAGAAACAUAAAGAGGAACUGGAGCAAUUGAGACUGACCUGCAAGGAAAAUAAGAUUGAUUCUGUUGCAGUUAACAUUUCAAACUUGGUACUUGAAAAUCAGCCACCUCGGAUAUCAAAAGCACAGAAGAGACGGGAAAAGAAAGCUGCAUUGGAAAAAGAACGAGAAGAAAGGAUAGCUGAAGCUGAAAUUGAGAACUUAUCUGGAGCCAGACAUGUAGAAAGUGAAAAACUUGCUCAAAUAUUGGCAGCCAAAGAGUUGGAAAUUAAACAGAUUCCAUCUGAUGGCCACUGUAUGUAUAGAGCCAUUGAGGAUCAACUGAAAGAACAGGACUGUGCUCUGACUGUGGCUGCCUUAAGAAGUCAAACUGCUGAAUAUAUGCAAAGCCAUGUGGAAGACUUUUUGCCAUUUUUAACCAAUCCUAAUUCAGGAAAUAUGUAUACUCCAGAAGAAUUUGGAAAGUACUGUGAUGAUAUUGUAAACACAGCUGCAUGGGGAGGUCAGCUUGAGCUAAGAGCUCUGUCUCACAUUUUACAAACACCAAUAGAGAUAAUACAGGCAGAUUCUCCUGCUAUUAUAGUUGGUGAAGAAUAUUCCAAGAAACCAUUAAUACUUGUAUAUAUGAGACAUGCAUAUGGCUUAGGAGAACAUUAUAAUUCUGUUGCACGGUUGGUGAACACAGCUACUGAAAAUUGCAGCUAGUUUAAAAAAUGUUACACAGUUAGGUUUUAGUACAGUGUGCUGAUCUGCGUAUUCCUACAAAGUGCUAGAUUGUUCUAAAUGCUACUGAAAACACAACUACCUUAAAUCAAUUUUAAGAAUAAGCUUACUACCAGGCUUUUUAGAAAUAUGUCAGAGAUAAACUUUAACCAGUGUCCUUUUAGUGGUGUUUUUAAAACUUAUAAAUUGAUUGUGGAGAAUAUCACUUAUAGACCAAGGUGAUACCCUAUUCACUGAUACAUUUUUAUCAUUUUUAUUUAUAUGGUAUUCUGGAUAUUUUGUUCUAUUUUAGAAUAUAUUUUUUUAAUGUUUAAAAAUUUCACCCCACUACUAAAAUUUUCCAAAGAAAGCAUUUCAGUGUAGUUUUUCUAGAGGAAGUAAAAUGACUUAUUUUCUGUCAUUGUAAUAAAGGGGUAUUGUAUGGUGAAUUUAAUUAAUGGGGCUGGGGAUAUAGCUCAGUUGGUAGAGUGCUUGCCUCCCAAGCACAAGACCCUGGGUUCAAUCCCCAGCCCUGCAAAAAAAAAAAAAAAAAAAAAUUCUUAUAAAA